Lycium barbarum (goji berry) is the source of this 3249-nucleotide messenger RNA. Its product is annotated as pumilio homolog 12. The coding region runs from base 608 to 2809 and encodes 733 amino acids. Gene Ontology annotation, molecular function: mRNA binding. Gene Ontology annotation, biological process: post-transcriptional regulation of gene expression. Lineage: Eukaryota; Viridiplantae; Streptophyta; Magnoliopsida; Solanales; Solanaceae. The record is from RefSeq and is a predicted model, not a curated record. The transcript has 7 exons. Gene Ontology annotation, cellular component: cytoplasm.
UAAUAAUAAUGUGAAUGUGGGCAUUCCAAAAUUGUGCUCUUUCUUGAAAUACUUGAAAAUCUUUUCUAGCAGUUGGUCUGUUUGUUUUAAUUGGGUUUUCUGUAUGUGAUGUAAAAAUGAUUCAUCAUAAUACAUAGUACUUGUCGAUGAAUGCCACCUAUUUUGUUGCUCUCUCUCUCUCUCUCUCUCUCUUCAGUUAUAGUCUUAUGAAAACUCUUCUCACGCCGCCCCUAAUACUACUUCCACACACUUUCACUUCAUCUGUUUUCUCACAAAUCAAGAAAACCUUUAUUUUUUGUUCAUCUUGAAAUCAAGAAAAGCUAUUUUCUUGAAAUUAAUAUUAUGAUGGAUUAGUCCAUGGACCUAUUUUUAGUGUGAUCAGUAAUGCUGACUGUUGUUUCACUGGCAUUUCUCUAUUAAUUUCAGAAAAUCUCCUUAUUUUGUUUGAUCUUUGUUCAAUCUCGAAAUCAAGAAAAGACAUUUUCUUCAAAUUGACAGUAUGAUCAAUUGCUUUAUGGCUCUAAUGUUAGUGUGAUCAGUAAUGCUGACUGUUCUUUCACUGAAGAAAGCCGUCUACGAAUAUAACUCAUAGUGAAGAGUAAUCUUGAUGCUGCCUAUUGUUCAGAAAAUGGAGAAUGGGGUAAAUGAGCUGGAAAAUGAUGAGUUUGAGAAACUUCUUGGGGAGAUUCCAAAUGUUACUUCUGGGAAUUCAUAUUCUGAGGAAUAUGGUGCCAUCAAUUGUCCAAAAUAUUUUAAUUUGGCAUCCUCGAAUGGUACUUUGGCAUUGCAUAGGUCAAAACCUAUCGGUAUCUUAGGCGAGUUAAAAGAAUUUGGUAAUCGAGUUGAGCAACUACCGAACAAGAGGUUUGAGUCAGAAGAAAUAAACUUACCAAAUGAACAAGCCAUAACGUCCGCAUUUGCUGAGUUGCGUGUAAAAGAUGGUGCCUUGUUAGAAUGUGCAGCUAAUUCCACGCCGUUGCUGAACCAUUUAGCUGUUGUGAAUGGACAGUGCAAAAAUAGCUUAGGUAAAAUCCCUUCGAAUUUGGAUUCGCAAGUGUUGGUUGUUCCCUCUCCAAGAACACCAAAUAAUCUACCUAGUGCUUUUAAUGGAUUUAGUCCAAAUAUUGGUGGGCACCAAAGUGGAUAUGUUAUGGAGAACAUAUCUGCGGCUGUACCAUUACCUCCUGGAGUGCAAGGUGUUCACCUACUUCAACCAAUUCAUCGGGUAGAUAUUCCAGUAAUUUCCAAUCAACAAUAUUCCUUGGAUGUUACAUCACCUGUUCCUUACUUGCAGUCACAAAUUAAUCGACACCAUGGAGCAUGUACACACAUUGAAGAGGAACAACAUUAUUUCUUAUAUAUGCAGCAACUUCACACUCAGCAAUUAGACAAUCAGUAUCCAAUUCAACCCGAUGGGUCAAUCACAAGUAGAUCAAUCAACAGGAGCUUCCGGCAACCAUUCACUGAGGUGCCGAUUCCUCACUUCAACCAGCAAGUUUCAAGAAGUAUAAACCCGUUAAAUUCCCUGUUUUGCUCAAUGGGUUCUGAUGCGCUGCAAGGUCUAGACAAAACAGAGAAACAAUACUUUCCUGAAAGAAUUUUAAGAAGAUCGCAUGGACUGGAGCCAGUCAAGUCUGCUAAAUACGGUUCUUUCGGAGGAACCGACUGUGUUUCAAAGAUGAGUCGAAAUAGAAGAGUUUAUCCCAGCGCUUAUUCGAAGCGUAGUUUCUAUUCUCCAAGUGCAGAAUCUCGCUUGGAUUGUCUCGAAUCAAGAAGCUUUUCUCCUGAUGCUGUUGAUUUCAAAUUUCAUCGGUGGUCACAAUCUCAAGAAUAUAACUUAAUGGAUGAUUUUGCUGGAAGAAUCUACCUCAUGGCGAAGGAUCAAAACGGAUGUCGCUUCUUGCAGAGAAAAUUUGCAGAAGGAACUUCAGAAGAUGUUGAAAAGAUUUUUCCUGAGAUCAUUGUGCACAUUGUGGAACUCAUGAUUGACCCCUUUGGCAAUUACCUUGUUCAAAAGCUUCUUGAGGUGUGCAAUGAGGAUCAGCGAAUGCAGAUACUUCGUGCAAUCACUAGAAUAGCUGGGGAUCUUGUAAGAAUUUCAUGUGACAUGCACGGGACCCGAGCUGUGCAAAAAGUUAUUGAAACGCUUAAAACACCUGAACAGUUUUCCAUGAUUGUCUCCUCACUGAAACCCAGUUUAGUGAAUUUAAUCAAGGACAUGAAUGGUAACCAUGUUGCGCAGCGGUGCUUGCAAUACUUGACACCUGAAUAUAGAGAAUUCCUGUUUGAAGCUGCUAUUAUCAAUUGUGUCGAACUCGCAACAGAUCGUCAUGGUUGUUGUGUGCUUCAGAAAUGUCUUAGUCAAUCUGAUGGUGGACAAAGACAUCGACUAAUCUAUGAAAUCACUUUUAAUGCAUUGGUCCUUUCCCAAGAUCCAUUCGGGAAUUAUGUUGUGCAAUAUAUUUUUGACAUUCGUCUUGCCUGGGCAACAGCAAAUAUUUUUGACCAGUUGCGGGGUAAAUUCAGUGACCUUUCUAUGCAAAAAUACAGCAGCAAUGUGGUCGAGAAAUGCCUAAAACAUGUGGACGAAGAACGUUCUUCAUAUAUCAUUGAGGAGCUCUUAAGUGAUCCUCGAGUAGACCAGAUCAUGCAAGACCCAUAUGGCAAUUAUGUUAUCCAAGCUGCUCUAAAUAUCUCAAAGGGGGCUCUGCAUAAUGCCCUAGAGGAGGUCGUGAGAGCCCAUGUUCCUGUUCUACGCACCAGUCCUUAUGGGAAAAAGGUCCUCUCAUGCAAUAGUCUUAAAAAAUAAGUUGUAGAUGGAUCGUGUACUUUAUGUGGAGUAAUAAGUAGGCGAAGAGAUGCCUUAAAUUUGCCUUCAUAGGCAGCCAGUAUCCACAAGUUUUGAGGCUCGAAAGGAGGUGGUAUAUUUGUCGCUCAUCUUAAUAGAUGAAUAGACGAUUUUGAGUACAUGUUACCCUCUUCUUGAAAUUUCAUCUAUUUCAAAGGUUCUAAAGCACAUUUUUCUCUAAAGGAACUAAAUUUGUAUAUUUCUGGUAAUGCCUUUCCUUCCACUCCACCUUCCCUGUGUUAUUGUGAAAGGUAUGGGGAAGAGGAACAUGUUUCUGUAGAAAUAAUCAAUUUUGAAGGUGUAUAAUUAUGCCUGGAUGGUUGCAGGAAGAAUUCUUUUGUAGUCACCAAUUACAUUCAUUCAUUUGUUUAUAGUAUUGUCUUCCAUGCCUUACUUCAAAA